Dendrobium catenatum is the source of this 851-nucleotide messenger RNA. RefSeq lists its product as uncharacterized. The transcript is spliced from 3 exons. The record is from RefSeq and is a predicted model, not a curated record. Bases 146 to 511 code for a protein of 121 amino acids. Lineage: Eukaryota; Viridiplantae; Streptophyta; Magnoliopsida; Asparagales; Orchidaceae.
CCGCGCUGAGAAUCAGAACCACUUAACUUGGAGCCUAAGGCGAAGCUGCGUCGACGUUCUCGUCUCUCUGGACUCCUGUGGCCGCUGAAAUUUCUCCAGGUCAGCAAAUCGGCUAUAAAAUCCUGAGCUUUUUUCCGGCGGGGAAAUGAUACAGCGAUCGAAGCUCGCGGAGGAGCUCAGAGACUACCAGAUCCGAUCGCAGCGCAAGUACUGGGUUGUCCUCUUGUGCUUCUCCGCCAAACCCCAAAUUUCCACCAGGCAGGACAUCGCGAAAGCUAUUCUAUGGGGCUUCCUAUUUCUUUUAUUGGUUUUAUCCGCCUUUGUUAGCCUGCAUUUAAAAUUUCAUAAGCUUUCCGCUCUUUGUAUUUUUUUGGGAAUUCUUCUUCCUACCUGCCUGUGGAUAUCUAGGCAGAGACAGCUUGCUAAGAAAAGGGAAAGAAGAAUGCUAUUACCUUUAUCCAUGAACUGGAUAAUAGCAGCUCGUUUGAUCUAUUUCAAGCUUUGGACUUGAGCGAGGCUUUCAUUAAUUGUAUUUUGCUAAGGUAUGUAAUAUUUUAUGUCUGAACAUUUUUUAUGAGCUAAUCCCCAUUGUCUUCUACCGCUGAUUUCAUUGAUGAUUAUAGCCUAUCUGAUACGAACAAUUAUUACGUCCUCUGGCCGGACGUAGAGCUACGUUCGGCCGCCAAUAACAUGUCGGCGCGUGCUCUUGCUCUUUACCGCGCGGCUCAACGACUUGACCCGGUCCGGAACCCGGGAAUGCUAUGUUAGCGUAUUGCUAGGUAAAAACUCGGUACAACUCGGUAUUUGCUCGGUAUUGCUUGGCAAUAAUGAGAAAUACUGCUACGUGAAGA